UGUGUGAGUGUGUGUCUGAUGGAAGUGGGAGGUGCGAUGUCUGUAAGAAAGCGAACACAAGAGCUGAGUGGUGCAUCAGUGGAGGAUGGAGUUUCCACUGAGGACUAUGUUGCUUCUCUCUCUGGGGCCGCUGCUGGCUCGGGAAACCUUUACCAAGGACGAUAUCAAGCUGUAUGAGACGGCAGAUGUGAGGGUCUCGGAGGGAGACAGCGUCACACUCCAUUGUUGCUUGAGAGCCGUCAACCCCAAAAAGUAUAAAGUGAACUGGUUGGAAAAUGUGGGUCAAAUUCUUCACCAACCGACAGCCGUGAGGUAUGAGGGAGAGGGCUGUGGUUCGGCCCUGUCAACUUCGAACAACGGUGCCUGUGGCUGUGCCACCCUGACCCUUCCCAACGUCACCCGCAACCACGCUGGGCGCUACGUCUGCAAGGUGACCAUGGAUAAGCCCAUGCUUAUUCAGUCUUUGGGAAACGGCACGAUGAUCACUGUCACGGAACGACGGAGCCCAACCAACGGAACGACACAAAAAAACUCGGCUAAACACCCUGCAAUGUCCUUCCCCGUCAUCGUUUCGCUGGGAAUAGUAAUGGCCGCUGCGUUCUUUGUCACUCUGAUAUGUCUGUGGAAGCUGCGAAAGAGACAAGGGUUGGACCGAGCAGCAAGGGUGAUCUAUGAGGUUCCCCACGAGGACUCUGAGGUGGACGGAACCAGCACCAGCUCGUCCAAAGGGUCCUCCCAGUGGUGUCAGGUACCCGUGUAUGAGUCCUUCGACUACUUUGAGCGUGUGGUGGAAAGCAAGGGAUGAAGGAGUCUCAAUCUGUUGUUUCCCUUGUUGGUCUUGCAAAUAUCUCUGAUACGUUCUGUCAUCUUCUGCCUCCAUCCAUUUUGUUUUUUUCAACAAGCUAAUUUAAAGUCAUACAUUAACUGUGAAAUAGCAAAGAAGCCUUGCCAGGUUUAAUAAAAAAAUAUUGUACAGUAUGUUAUUGUGAAUAAAGAUUUUUAAUAUAGUCA
Gadus morhua (Atlantic cod) is the source of this 1011-nucleotide messenger RNA. RefSeq lists its product as uncharacterized. Gene Ontology annotation, cellular component: B cell receptor complex; external side of plasma membrane. Gene Ontology annotation, biological process: B cell receptor signaling pathway; B cell differentiation. The transcript has 5 exons. NCBI's taxonomy places the organism in Eukaryota, Metazoa, Chordata, Actinopteri, Gadiformes, Gadidae. The coding region runs from base 86 to 805 and encodes 239 amino acids. The record is from RefSeq and is a predicted model, not a curated record.